Messenger RNA from Nicotiana tabacum (common tobacco), 624 nucleotides. Lineage: Eukaryota; Viridiplantae; Streptophyta; Magnoliopsida; Solanales; Solanaceae. The record is from RefSeq and is a predicted model, not a curated record.
AUGGCAUGGAUUUCGUUUCCAAAUUUAUUGCCAAAUUAUUUCGUCAAGGAAUGUCUUUUUUCGUUGGCUUCAGCUGUGGGAAAGCCACUCCAUCUUGAUUUGGCUACAAUUAAUAAGACGAGGCCGAGCUGUGCGCGAGUGAAAGUUCUUGUUGAUCUCCUAACUGACUUACCUAAGAAAGUGCGUAUGGACAUCGAAAAUGAGACAACUAGAGGUGUGAGGACUGAAUGGGUGACCAUCAACUAUGAUUAUUUGCCCAAAUAUUGUAAAGAGUGCAAAUUGCAGGGGCACGACAUGAUUGACUGUUGGAGGAUUCAUCCAGAUCUAAUGGGGAAUAAAAAUGCUGAGCAACAGACCGAACAUGUGAUUGCGAAAAAUAUUGACAAGGCAAUUGUACCAUCAAGCUCAACUCGGCAAGGACCUUUAAUGAUUUUAUCAAGCAGGAAGGUGGUAGGCAAUGUGAGUGGUAAGGGUAAUGAGCAGUGGAAAGAGGUUAGGGAUAAUCGUACAAGGCACGCAGUUAAUCAAAAGGAAGUCCAAAAUACAACAGGGAAAGAAAUAGUACCAAUCAACCAAUGUGCAAGGGAGCAGACUCAUAUAGGGAAUAAAUUUGCGGUGUUGUAA